GAAGGGCAAAGAAGGGGUAACCCCACCUGGGGCUCAUUCCAGGAACCCUACCCCAAGGGGGUGAUCCCGCUGUCCGUCAUCGAGAUGGCUCGCUCCACCAAGGACAACAAGUUCCAGGUCUUCACCAGCCAUCGGAUCUUCGUCUUCCGUGCUGAGAAUGAGGCCCAGAGGAACGAAUGGUGUUCCACGCUGCAGAAGAAGGUGACAGACCAGCGCCUGGUGGGCUCCCGGCCCCGGCCUGCCAACACCGCUCACUGCCAGAAGUCAGGCACCCUGGAGCUGAAGGGCCAGAAGUCCAAGGUGUUUGCAGCCCUGAGCCUGCCGGAGAUGUGGCUGUACAAGAGCGAGCAGUUCUUUAAAAUGGGCAUUGGCAUCUGCUUGAUCGAGAUGCGCGGCUCCACCAUCCGCGAAGCCAAGAACCGCAGCUUCGAGCUCAUCACCCCUUUCAAAAUAUUCAGCUUCGUGGCGGAGUCGGAGCGGGAGAAGCGGGAGUGGAUGGAGGCCCUGCAGGAGGCCAUAGCCGAGACGCUCUAUGACUACGAGGUGGCAGAGAAGAUCUGGUCCAACAAAGCCAACAAAUACUGUGCAGACUGCUGGGCUCAGAGUCCUGACUGGGCGUCCAUCAACUUGUGUGUGAUCAUCUGCAAGCAGUGCGCAGGGCAGCACCGCAGCCUGGGCUCCAACAUCUCCAAGGUGCAAAGUCUGAAGCUCGACACCAGCGUCUGGUCCAACGAAAUUGUACAGCUCUUCAUCGUGCUGGGAAAUGACCGAGCAAACCGCUUUUGGGCUGCUCGCCUGCCCGCUGCUGAGGGCCUCUACCCAGACGCCAGUGCCGAGCAGAGACGGGACUUCAUCUCCCGCAAGUACCGGGAGGGUCGGUACCGCCUGCCCCAUCCCCACUAUGCCACUCAGGAGGACGUGCUCCAGGUAGGGACCACCCCGGCAUGUAGGCAGGGUGCUGGGGUGCUGGGAACAACCCCAGAGGCUGGGCCGGGGGCCGCCCCUGCUGCCUGUGAGGUGGCCCCUGGGGCCGACCUGUGGUGGGGACUGGAGAGCAAAAGGCACAGGAACCAUCCAGGGACCCCCCGCGCACAGGAGCCAGGUCCGGAGGGUGUCUACAAUGAGAUCACGCAGCCAGUGACACACAGCGGGUAUCUGUACCGGGCCACGGCCCCCCACACGCUCCCGAGUGCCCAGAAGAGCAAAGAGGACUUCCAGCGUACCUGGUGCUCCCUGGAGAGAGCCCUGCUCUUCUUCGAGACGGAGAAAUGCACCGAGCUCUUGGGCCACAUCGAGAGCGGGGACCUCAUCUCCCUGGGCGUGAGCAGAGCCCAGGCGCUCACCAGCCCCGGUCCCACCGAAAGGUUUCGCUUCACCCUUGAGCUCUUCCUCACCGGGGAAAAAGUGCAGCAGCUGGGAACCGAUGGGCCCGAGACGCUGCAAGUCCUCUCUUGCUCCGUCCCGCAGUGGUUCACACCCGUGAGCUGUCACUGCCUGCUGGGCUACGAGUUCCAGCGCGUGGGCCAGCUGCGCUACAAGUGCAUGCUCAACCCCGAGCGGUGGCAGCAGGCCUUCUUCAUCCUCAUGUGGUGGGUGGCCGCACAUGGCUCUCACCCCUGUACUUCUCACCCCACUGCAGGUCUGGUUCCCCCCACAGAGACCCCAGAGAAGAAGGAGCUGCUGAUCCUUGUGGAGAUGGGAAGGACGUUUUACCUGCAGGGCUUGUCGCGGGCGGCCUCGUCAGCGUGGUACGCCGACAUCCAGGCGUCGGCGGGGGGCCGGGGUAACGCACUGCGGGACCAGCAGCUGAGCCGGGGGGACAUCCCCAUCAUCGUGGACAGCUGCAUCGCCUUCAUCACGCAGUACGGGCUGCGGCAUGAGGGGAUUUACCGCAAGAACGGAGCCAAGUCCCGGAUCAAGGUACUGAUGGAGGAGUUUCGGCGGGAUGCCCGCAACGUCAAGCUGCGCAUCAACGACAACUUCAUCGAGGACGUCACCGACGUGCUGAAGAGAUUCUUCCGUGAGCUUGAGGACCCCGUCUUCACCCUGGAGCUGCACCCACAGUGGAAGGAGGCUGCAGAAAUCUCCUCAAAGCCCCAGCGCCUGGAGCGGUACAAGGAGCUCAUUCAUCGCCUGCCUCGCCUCAACCACAAGACCCUGGCUGCGCUGAUCGGGCACCUCUACCGGGUUCAGAAAUGCGCGGAAUUCAACCAGAUGAGUACCAAGAACCUGUCGCUGCUGUUCGCACCCAGCCUCUUCCAGACCGAUGGCAAAGGGGAGCACGAGGUCAAGGUGAUGGAAGACCUCAUUGACAACUAUGUCAGCAUCUUCAAUAUUGAUGAGGACCAGGUAUCCCAGAUGGAUCUGGAGAACAGUCUGAUCACCACCUGGAAGGACACCCAGCUCUCACAGGCAGGGGACCUCAUCAUCGAGGUUUACCUGGAGCAGAAGCUGCCCGACUGCUGCGUCACCCUGAAGGUGUCCCCCACGAUGACGGCAGAGGAGCUCACCAACCAGGUGCUGGAGAUGCGCAACGUGGCGGCCAGCCUGGACAUCUGGCUGACCUUCGAGGCCCUGGAGAAUGGGGAGCUGGAGCGGCCCCUGCACCCCAAGGAGAAGGUGCUGGAGCAAGCUUUGCAGUGGUGCAAGCUCCCAGAGCCCAGCGCCGCGUACCUGCUGGUGAGGAAGGUCCCCAUCGGCNNNNUCUCGCCCCACUGGGCAGGCGUCAAGCGUGAGACCCCCAAGUGCGGACUGCUGAAAUGCCGCGAGGAGCCCCCCAAGCUGCUGGGGAACAAGUUUCAGGAGCGCUACUUUGUCAUCCGGGACCGGAGGCUGCUGCUGCUCAAGGAGAAGAAGAGUGCCAAGCCAGAGCGCGAGUGGCCCCUGGAUGCAGCCAAGGUUUACAUGGGCAUUAGGAAGAAGCUGAAGCCACCAGCCCAGUGGGGUUUCACACUGAUCCUGGACAAGCAGCAGCUGUACCUGGUGUGCUCGGGGCAGGCUGAGCUGUGGGACUGGACCACCAGCAUCCUCAAGGCUCAG
Molecule: messenger RNA, 3039 nt
Organism: Phaethon lepturus (White-tailed tropicbird)
Lineage: Eukaryota; Metazoa; Chordata; Aves; Phaethontiformes; Phaethontidae
Gene: ARAP3
Product: ArfGAP with RhoGAP domain, ankyrin repeat and PH domain 3
Exons: 24
Biological process (GO): signal transduction; positive regulation of GTPase activity
Molecular function (GO): GTPase activator activity; phosphatidylinositol-3,4,5-trisphosphate binding
Source: RefSeq, a predicted model, not a curated record